This is a messenger RNA of Gigantopelta aegis, 3175 nucleotides long. Its product is annotated as spermatogenesis-associated protein 20-like. The record is from RefSeq and is a predicted model, not a curated record. Gene Ontology annotation, biological process: carbohydrate metabolic process. Bases 129 to 2555 code for a protein of 808 amino acids. The transcript has 14 exons. Lineage: Eukaryota; Metazoa; Mollusca; Gastropoda; Neomphalida; Peltospiridae.
UGGUUGUGUUUUGCAAAAAUAUUUCUUGGCAAAUUAUUUAUAUUUUGUUAAUUUGCUACUGUACUAAUUUGCUUUUGUACACGUUCGUACUGUAGGUGGCAAAUAUACAUACUUUUCAUUCUUUUCAAAUGUAUAGAUUUUGCAGACAAACUAUUUUUUCUGGUAUAAAUGUAUUAUGUCGGCCUAAGCCCUCAUCAUUUUCUUGCAAAAAAUCGACCCGUUAUUCCCAUAAUAAUAAUAAAAACAACACAGAAAGACGCCCAUUUUUCAUUUGUGGACAAAAAUUGUCAGCAAAUGUAGGAAGUUGUCAGGUCCGCACAAUGGCAAGUGUAGGGAGUAGUUCUGGAGCUGGUCACCAGAACAAGCUCUCACAAGAGAAGUCUCCCUAUCUGUUACAGCAUGCGUCAAAUCCAGUUGAUUGGUAUCCAUGGGGUGAAGAAGCAUUUGAGAAAGCUAAGAAAGAGAGAAAACUGAUAUUUUUGUCUGUUGGGUACUCCACAUGUCACUGGUGUCAUGUCAUGGAGAGGGAAUCGUUUGAAAAUGAAGAGAUUGGCAAGAUCCUCAACGAGAAUUUCAUCAGUAUCAAAGUGGAUCGGGAGGAGAGACCUGAUGUUGACAAGGUCUAUAUGACCUUCGUGCAGGCAACUACAGGAAGUGGUGGCUGGCCUAUGAGUGUGUGGUUGACCCCUGACCUUAAACCAGUCGUCGGUGGUACGUACUUCCCUCCAGACGAUCGGUAUUAUGGCAGACCAGGAUUCAAGAGUAUUCUGCUCAACAUUGCGGAAAAGUGGAAUUUAAGACAAGACAAGAUAGAAGAACAGGGAACCGCUAUUCUCGAUGCCCUGAUGCAGACGACACAGGUUGAAGAGUCUGGUGGUUCGGACCGGGCUGGUCAGGACUGUGUGGAUAAGUGUUACCAGAUGCUUGAGAAAUCGUAUGAUCCAGAGAUGGGUGGAUUCAGCAAUGCUCCGAAAUUUCCUCAACCUGUAAAUCUGAAGUUCCUUCUUCAUUUCUAUGGUUCGAAGCCCGACUCGUGUGAGAGAAAGAGGGCUCUUGAUAUGGCAGUACACACUCUCAAGAUGAUGGCUAAAGGAGGAAUGCAUGACCAUGUUGCUCAGGGAUUUCAUCGCUACUCCACAGACAAGUUCUGGCAUGUGCCUCAUUUUGAAAAGAUGUUGUACGACCAAGCUCAACUCGCCGUGGCUUACCUUGAUGCUUACCAGAUAACAAAAGACAAGUUUUUGGCUGAGACAGCCAGGGAUAUUUUUAAGUAUGUUUCCAGGGAUCUGAGCCACCCAGCGGGAGGUUUCUACAGUGCUGAAGAUGCCGAUUCCCUGCCGACAGCUGACUCGAAGGAGAAGAAGGAGGGAGCGUUCUGUGUGUGGACGUGGGGCGAGGUUCAGACUAACCUCACCGGCCUCGUGGAGGGGAAACCAGAUCUCAAGGAAGCCGACGUUUUCUGUCAUCAUUAUGAUGUCAAGCAGGUAGGCAAUGUCGACCCAUAUCAGGAUCCUCAUGAUGAGUUGAAGGGUCAGAAUGUGUUGAUUGUGAGAGGAAGUCUCGAAGACACUGCCGCUCAUUUUGGCCUCGAUGUCACAAUCACAGAGACCGUUCUUGAAAAAUGUCGACAAAAGUUGUAUCUCGUUCGACAAAGCAGGCCAAAACCUCAUCUUGACAACAAAAUGGUGGCUGCAUGGAAUGGACUGAUGGUGUCUGGGUUUGCGAGAGGAGGACAGGUCCUUCAGGACUCGUCGCUGACUGCCCGGGCAAUCAAGGCCGCAGAGUUCCUCCAGAGUCACAUGUUUCUGUCCGACUCACAGGUUCUGUUGAGGAGCUGUUACACAUCACAGGAUAAAACCGUCACUCAGAUAUCUUCGCCUAUCGAAGGAUUUGUCGACGACUACACGUUCGUGAUCCGAGGACUGCUGGAUCUGUACGAAGCCUGCUAUAACGACAGAUGGCUGCAGUGGGCCGAGCAGCUUCAGGAGACACAGGACAAGUUGUUCUGGGAUGACGAGGCUGGUGGUUAUUUCAGUAGUGGUCUGAGAGAUCCCACCAUUGUACUCAGAAUGAAGGACGAUCAGGACGGUGCUGAGCCGAGUUCUAACUCUGUUUCUGCGAUGAAUCUCCUCCGACUGUCUCACUUUCUGAACCGCACCGAGUGGCAGGACAAGGGGAGUAAACUCUUCCAGGUUUUCUACCAGCGUCUGGCCAAGAUUCCGAUUGCUGUUCCAGAAUUAGUUUGUGCUCUCGUGUUUGCUCUCUCAACUCCAAAACAGAUCAUCAUUUACGGGGACAAAGAAUCCGAAGACACCAAAGAGAUGUUCAAGACAGUUCAUGAAAGUUAUCUCCCCAAUAAAGUUGUUAUCCAUGCAGAUGGCAGCAGUGAGUCGUUCCUGAGAACCAGGCUUCCGAUCCUAGAGACUCUGAGUAAAGUCGACGGCAAGACAACAGCCUAUGUUUGUGAGAACUACUCGUGUUCUCUCCCCGUCAACUCGACGCAGGAGUUGAAAAAGUUACUUGCCAGUCACGGAAAGCAAGCAGCUUCGUUAUAGAGCAAUGGGAUGCAAAAAAUAUAAACUAAUAAUAAAUGCCAGGAAGUUUGCAUUAGAAUUUUCACAAGAGUGUUACCAUGAUUUAUGCACCGAAAAAUGCAUAUUACAUAGAGGGAUAUGUGCUGUUCGUAAAUAUAUGGUGUGCAUAUUACUUUGAGGCAUGUGUUCUGUAUGUAAAUGUAUGGUGUGUAUUUUACCUUGAGGCAUUUGUACUGUAUGUAAAUGUAUGGUGUGCAUAUUACUUUGAGGUGUAUGUACUAUAUGUAAAUGUAUGGUGUGCAUAUUACUUUGAGGUGUGUGUACUAUACAUGUAUGUAAAUGUAUGGUGUGCAUAUUACUUUGAGGUGUAUGUACUAUAUGUAAAUGUAUGGUGUGCAUACUAGUAUUACUUUGAGGUGUGUGUACUGUAUGUAAAUGUAUGGUGUGCAUAUUACUUUGAGGUGUGUGUACUAUAUGUAAAUGUAUGGUGUGCAUAUUACUUUGAGGUGUGUGUACUAUACAUGUAUGUAAAUGUAUGGUGUGCAUAUUACUUCGAGAGGUGUGUACUAUAUGUAAAUGUAUGGUGUGCAUUUUACUUUGAGGUGUGUGUACUAUAUGUAAAUGUAUGGUGUGCAUAUUAC